AUGGGGCUGCGCAUCGCUGCAGAGGCGCUGGUCCGUCCCAGCACCAACUCUGCAAGUUCCAUUCGCUACUCCUCUUCAGGACUGGCGGCGUCUGGCUCGAGGCUGCUGUCCACUACUGUCGUCACCUCGACUCGUCGUAUAGAGGUCGCUGAACAGUCUCUAAAGACAUUCCAUGUCCAAGCUCGUGGCCUGUCACGAUCCACCCCUAUUCGACGAGACCAGCUGUCACCAGAAGCACUACGCAAGCAGAUCGAAGAUCAGCUCUUUCGACGCGUCGGUCAAGUCGGCCAGCCACAGUAUCGACAACCCGCCCAAUAUCAGCGCUUUGGUGGCGGCGGCGGUGGAGGCGGUGGUCGCGGAGGGGGAUCCUUCUUCUCCCGACGCCCUCAAACGCUCGUCCUCCUUGCUCUCGGCGGAGGCGGCAUCUACUACGUCUUCCAUCUCGAGCAGGUUCCUGAAACAGGUCGAUGGCGAUUCAUCGACGUCAGCCCAGCACAAGAGCAUCAGAUGGGCCAAGAGACCUUCCAACAGACCCUGGCCGAGUAUCGCGGUCGCAUCCUGCCCGCCUCGCAUCCGGAUUCGAAACAGGUGCGCUCCGUUGCCAGUCGUAUCGUCGCAGCGCUCGACAAGGCGGUUGACGGACAAAACCAGCCGCAGCACACUAAGGGCGAUUCCAGCAUGACGCACCACUCGCAUGGUGAAGAAGGCGGUAUCUCGUACGGUUCCCACUCUUCCGGCGGUAGUGGUGCACAGUCAACGAGCUUCGGCCAGGCGAGUGCUGACCCAUCUCAACCCGCCACCAAAUGGGAAGUCUUUGUGAUCGACGAUCGCAAGCAGAAGAACGCCUUCGUGCUUCCCGGAGGCAAGAUCUUUGUCUUCACCGGCAUCCUGCCCGUGUGCGCCAACUCGGACGGCCUAGCUACGGUCCUCGGUCACGAGGUCGCCCACCAAGUCGCGCGGCAUUCCGCCGAAAAGGUGUCGGGCUACAAGGUCCUCGUCGCCGGCUCGUUCCUGUUGGACGCAUUCGGACUGGACAUCGGGCUGAGCAGAACGCUCUUGACGCUGCUCCUAUCGCUACCCAACUCGAGAAAGACCGAGCUGGAGGCGGACUAUCUGGGACUGAGGAUCAUGAGUCGGGCCUGCUUCGAUCCGAGAGAGGCCAGUCGGCUCUGGACCAGGAUGAGCGAGAGUGAGGGUGGGGGAGGUGGAGGUGUGUUGGAUAGCGCACAAGCGCUGCUGUCGACUCAUCCCGUGUCAAGUCAGAGGAUCAAGAACAUGGAAAAGUGGUUGCCGGAGGCGAUGAGUACGAGGGAGGCGAGCGACUGUCCGGCGCCGGAGACGGUGGCUGGGUUCCGAGGUGCGAGCGGGCUGGGUCAGAGAUCCUUCUCGCCCUUCUGA
Molecule: messenger RNA, 1398 nt
Organism: Kalmanozyma brasiliensis GHG001
Lineage: Eukaryota; Fungi; Basidiomycota; Ustilaginomycetes; Ustilaginales
Product: Peptidase M48
Exons: 1
Coding region: 1-1398 (465 amino acids)
Biological process (GO): protein quality control for misfolded or incompletely synthesized proteins; mitochondrial protein processing
Cellular component (GO): mitochondrial inner membrane
Molecular function (GO): metalloendopeptidase activity
Source: RefSeq, a predicted model, not a curated record